Messenger RNA from Lingula anatina, 511 nucleotides. Its product is annotated as UPF0764 protein C16orf89 homolog. The record is from RefSeq and is a predicted model, not a curated record. Gene Ontology annotation, cellular component: cytosol; membrane. Lineage: Eukaryota; Metazoa; Brachiopoda; Lingulata; Lingulida; Lingulidae.
AUAGCGCGAGCUGGAUUCCCUUUGAGGAGACGUGAUCUUUUCAUGGAAGAAGCUACUCUGUGUGGAAUGCUAGGUUAUCGACAGUUUUUCCGGUAUCAUUGGCUUGAAAAUAUCCUGAGCUGGCAGCGACGAAGUGGUUGCUUUGGGGACGAUGCCAUUGACAGUAAAUUCAUCGCACCGAAAGGGAAAUCCAUGGAUGAAGAGUUUAAAAGAACGGUAUCCAAGAGAGAAGAGCGCGUUUUGAGUGAUCGAUGUCUCGCGCACAAGACCACAGUCGCACUUGGUGCGCUGACGCAGUACAUGCGAUACUUGCUACUAGCCAUGGAAAAACAACUGCAGACUAUUUAGAAAAAAAGUCCGAAGCACUUAAGAAUAUAACAUGUAUGACAUGGAUGGGAGUUUAUUGAUUAAAUUGUUAAAUUGAACUCUUCUGACUUCACAGAACACUUUUGCGCGUUUACAAAACAGCUCUCCAUUAUGAAAAGGCGUAUCGACAAUAACAAAAAUAGAA